AUGGUAGGUGUGUUUAAUUACGGUAUUUAAUUUGAAAAGGUGGCCCCAAAAUGGACAGUUCUGUUAUUUUGGUAUCAAGUGAAUCCAGUGCACCAAGUUCUCCAAUGCAUGGAAUUCAUUCCAAGCACACACCAGAUUAUAGUAAUGAACAGCAUUCUGAUAGUGAUGCCAGAAGUGACAUUACAGUAGAUUAUUAUAUGCCAAUUAAUGUGAGAAAGUCGCCAGAGGUUGAUCAUGAUUCAUCCACAACUUCUUCGUUACCCAAGGUUAACACCAACACCACCAUGGACUGUCCUGAAGUGCAAUUUUCUGACAGUGAUGCUAGAAGUGAUACUAUCGUGGAUUAUUAUCCACCACCAAAUUUUAUAAACGACUUGGUAUUGAAGACUGAAAGUCGAGGGAACGAUAUUUCAGGAAGCUGUUCCGCUGGUGUCUUGCAUAAAGCUUGGAGAGAAACACAGUUGGUGGACUGUGAGGGCUCUGAUGAUAGGUAUCACUUAGAUAUGAGAGAAGCUAUGCAAGGAAGGGACCAGCUUCCUUCUAUUGGCAAUGUUCUGGCUGAGGAUUGUUCAGAGAAGGGACAGAAAAAACAAAGAGCCAAGAAGUCGGUAAUUGGCAUUGAGAAAGAAGGAAAGAGAGCCGAAAGAAUGAAAAAUAGGGCAAUGAUGAAGGCUGAGCAAGCUCAAAAGAAAGCUCUGAAGAUGGCAGCUGCUGAAGCAUAUCGUUGUAAAAAGCCUGGAGAGUGUCUGAAGUAUAUACAGGUGUGUCUAGAUCAGCAGUUACUGACUGCAGAAUAUGGAGGAGAGAUCUUAGUAUCAUUACAGUCAGCAGAAAUGCAGUACAAUAUACAAUCAAAUCUGGUGCCUUGUUCCAUAUUUUGGACCAGAGAGGUUCAAGAGCAUUUUGUGGGUGAAGACAUGGAGGUGCAUGUAAGAAGCAGGAAGGAAGAGGAGGAGGAAAUAUUGAUUGUGUGGCACUGGGAGAAAGUGAUGCGUCUUAUUCAUGCUGUGGAUCUCACAAACCAUAUACAAUCCUUGCAACUUACACUGCCUGGCAAGAAGCUUACACUUGUGGUAUAUGGUGUAGAGCAAUAUUUCAGGUACCACAAUUCUUCCAAGAGACAAGAAGUACGAGCAAAAGUAGGAAAAUUGAAAACCAGCAAGAAGACAGAAAACUUUGAAAAUACUCCAAGAAUAUCUCGAGACAAAUUUGACACUGCAUUGACAGAACUUCAGCUGUUUGCUGAUUGCUCCCACAGACUGGUGGAAAAGCCUCAUGAUCUGGGGACCUUCAUCAGGCAGUUCUCCAAGGCUAUUGCAGAGGUUCCUUUCAAACAUGAGAAACAGAAACGAGAACAAGAAAAACUGGAGUGGUAUGCUGCUGGAGAUUCUCGUAACUGUGUUCGAGUAGAUAAGAAUGGUAAUGGCCUCCUCAGACUCUGGCAGCAGCAGUUGUGUCAGUUUAAUCGGGUUUCCAUGGAGACAGCACAGGCAAUCUCAUCAGUUUACAGAUCCCCUUGUGCUCUAAUACAGGCAUAUGAGAAUUGUUCGAGUGAGACUGAAUCGGAACUCAUGUUGGAGUCCAUCCAGAUACGUCGAGGAGUGGGACCACUCACCACAGUGAAGAAGGUUGGACCAGACUUAAGUAAAAAAAUGUAUACAUUCUUCAGGUCAUUUGAUGGCAAAGCAACACUGUCUCAGGAAUGACAUGCAUACUGCUACCUCUCUGAAUGUUAUAAAAUACAUUUGACAAAUGUUACAUGUUCCACUUUCUAUACAUAUUCUGGUGUGAAGUUUGUACCUGUAGUGUUUCAAUUUAAGUUUACUGUCUGUAUGUGUUGGUUCCCUCCGGUCAAUAUGCAAUGGGAAGAUUACAUAUUUUUCAGUUACUUCAGUUCUGUGCAUUAUUUAUGGAUUCAUCUCACCUUACUGAUGUCAUCAUAUAAUUAUUAAUUGUACUGGAGUGUUUUUGCAUAUAGAUGCACAGUAAAUUGGCUGCAGAACACUACUGCUGUACAGAAAAGUUUGUUAUAUUUUUAUUUAUUGUACAGACAUUUCACUAUACUCUGAAACAUGUAUAUGUAUGGGUAUGUCAGGUCCACUAUUUAAUGAACUGAAAGUAUAAAGAAAUUAAAACACAUAGGAAUUCUCACUGAAAGAGAUGACAGCUAGCCUGUAGCCAAAUGAUUAUGCCUAGUUUUAUGAUAACAUGGUCUUAAGUAUGCCUAUGAAAGUUAACAACUGCUCUUAUGAUAUGUUCCUUUGGCUACGUGGAUUGCUAUGUACUUUCAGCAUGAACGAGAAAAUAAAAUUAGGCAUUUUCGUUUUUGUGGGUUCACAAUCAUAAAUACACUCAAAAUUUCUCCUCCAAGAACAGAACCAUGAUAUAGAGGUCAGUCCUUGAGAAGCUAACAGUUGCUCAACUAGUCAAAAAAUUCCAAGCAUUUUAUGAAAUCUGAUGGCUCGCUAUUGUGUUCACAUGAGCCUGUAACUGGUCCCUAUCCUUAGCUACACCUACAUGAGUAACUGGAAGUACAGCUACAACUAUAGACCAAAUCAUAACUAAUAUACCAGCUAAAUACUAUCAUACUGAAGUAAUAAAUAGCCUACUUUCAUAUCAUUUUGCACAACGUAUAACUAUUAAUGUCUGUACCACAACAAACAAGAUGUUACAAAGAGGUCAGGAAUAUAUCAGAAGCCAGUAUAAUAGGUCCAUGCUCAUUAAUACAAACUGAAACCUGGAUUGAAGUGUCCAGGGAAAAUGAGGUAGGAAAAAUGGGACACUUUUUAUAGCAUUUUAACUAUCUUUAAUAUAGCCUGUCCCAAAAUAAGGAG
This is a messenger RNA of Cryptotermes secundus, 2834 nucleotides long. RefSeq names its product crossover junction endonuclease EME1 (gene mms4). Gene Ontology annotation, molecular function: DNA binding; nuclease activity. Lineage: Eukaryota; Metazoa; Arthropoda; Insecta; Blattodea; Kalotermitidae. Gene Ontology annotation, biological process: replication fork processing; resolution of meiotic recombination intermediates; mitotic intra-S DNA damage checkpoint signaling. The transcript has 10 exons. The coding region runs from base 51 to 1706 and encodes 551 amino acids. The record is from RefSeq and is a predicted model, not a curated record. Gene Ontology annotation, cellular component: nucleus; Holliday junction resolvase complex.